This is a messenger RNA of Aspergillus chevalieri, 1446 nucleotides long. RefSeq lists its product as uncharacterized. Gene Ontology annotation, biological process: transmembrane transport. Gene Ontology annotation, molecular function: transmembrane transporter activity. Bases 1 to 1446 code for a protein of 481 amino acids. The transcript has 10 exons. The record is from RefSeq and is a predicted model, not a curated record. NCBI's taxonomy places the organism in Eukaryota, Fungi, Ascomycota, Eurotiomycetes, Eurotiales, Aspergillaceae.
AUGACUGAUACGAAGACAGCCUCUCCCAAUGUGCGCAAUGAGGAUCCUGCCUCGCCAGCCGAUACAACCAAUCACAGUCAUGGAGUCGACAUGGAGCUGUACAGGGCGACAGUCCCGCUGUGGAAACGAGUAUGGCAGCACAGUUUGACGCAGAUGAUGAUUCUGAGCGUCCAGUCUUUUUGUGGACCAGCCAUGUCUGACGCGAUAACUGGUCUCGGUGGUGGUGGUCUCGCAACUCCUCAGGUUUCAAACAUUGCGAACGCAAUUCGAUAUGCCAUGCUUGCUCUCGUUUGCUUUUUCGGCGGUCCCAUCGUGAACAAGCUCGGUGUUAAGUGGGCUUUGGUCAUCGGCUCAAUGUCCUUUCCUAUCGAGGGGUCGGCAUACUACUGCAACAGCAAGUUUGGAAACCAAUGGUAUCUCAUCCUCAGCGGUGCCAUUGCCGGUAUUGGCACCGGUUGCUGGUAUGUCGCUGAAGCCGGUGCCAUCAUGACGCUUGCACCUACGGGCGCUCGUGGAAAGUAUUUGGCUCUGUGGAUUGUGGCGCGGAAUCUCGGACAGCUGGUUGGAGGUGCAAUCAAUCUGUCAAAGAACCACGUAAAGGGGGCCAGUGCCAGUGUCACUCCGGAUACUUACAUUGCCUUUGUGAUCAUCGAGUGCAUCGCCUUUCCAUUCGCGCUGAUGAUUACUCCUUUCGAACGCGUAGUCCGAGAUGAUGGUACACAAAUUGUCAUGGCAGAGACCCUCACCACCAAGAAGGAAGUUAGGCGCAUUGCGAAGACGAUAACCUCGAAGCUCAUUGUGCUUUCUGCUCUUUGGGCGCUGUGGUCAUUUUUCUACAGCGGGAGCUGGUCCACCUACCUAGGAACCUACUUCUCCGUCCGCGCCCGAGCCCUUUCCUCUCUAGUGUCACCUUUUUUCUGCAUCAUCGGCUGCUUCGGCCUCGGCUUCAUCCUCGACAUGAAAUACCUUGGCCAGCGCCGCCGCGCCCAAGUUGGUCUCUACACUGUCGUCAUCCUCAACAUCGGCGUGUAUAUCUGGUCCAUUAUCAUGCAGACCAGAUUCAAGCGCCAUGAUCCUGGCAAGAUUGAUUGGGACGACGGACUGUAUCCUUCGUCAUUUCUGCCGUAUUUCUUUGUGCAGACGACAGGCCCAUUGUCGCAGUCGUAUAUGUAUUGGCUGCUGUCGUCGUUUGCGACGGAUGCACAGGAAAACGUUCGUAAUGGCGCUGCAUUCAGAUGUAUCGAAGCUAUUGGUCAAGCGAUCGCCUACGGCAUGAAUACCCAGACAGAAAGUGACCCUCUUACUGGAUUUUGUGUGACAUUCGCCCUUCUCGGGGCCGCUAUACUCCCCAUGAUCAUGCUCGUGAAUACAACACCAGAGCGUAUUCCCGCCGAUGUAAUUGCGGAGCAGCAGAAUGCCACUUCUCGAAAGGGUGAUGAGGCCUGA